CUGACCUUUUACCUACACAUUACCGACAGUCAUCCAAACAGUCAUGUGUUCACAGUAGCGGCCCCGUGUGUGUGACUAACAGCCCGCUGAGUCGGUGAUCACCGGUUACCGGACCCGGUUAAUCAGCAGCGAGCAGGUUAGCUAGCAGGCCGAGCGGAGUUCGGAACUAAGCGCCAAAAAAGAUGGAGGAAUUUCUGUGUGAGUGUGAGCGAGCCAUGAAGGUAAAACACACACACACACACACACACACACACACACACACACACACACACACACACACACACACACACACACACACACACUUAGCAUCAGUUAGCCUGUGAGCUCAGUUUUAUUAACAAUUUUCUCCUGUUUCCGUCGAUGUUAAUGUUUUUGUUGUUUACAAGGUUUGUUGAAAAAAACUGAGGCAGAAAUCAUGGUUUAGACAACAUUAAAUCCCUUCCGGUGAUUUUAACCUUUCAAAGUAAACUUCCGGUCAACGGCUGUCUACAAUGAACGUGCUAAUAUCAUAGUAUAUAGAAGCAGAAUAAACAGCCUGAUAAUGUGUGUGGGGUUGAUUUAAAAGCUUGAGGUGAAAACACUUAUGGUGGCCGGGAACCACCACUGCUGCUGCUGCAAAAAAAAGAAUGAAUAGCAGAAACCGAAGCAUGCUGCAAAAAAAAACAAACAAACAAAAAAAAAAAAAACAGUGCAGAUAAAAAAAAAAGCAACAACGGAAGUAAACGACAAAAAUAAAAAGUCACAACAAAAGUUACUGCUGCAAAAAAAAAAGAAACUGAAGCCCGCUGCAAAUAAAAAAAUGAACAACAAAAAAAGAAAGAAACCGAAGUACACUGAAACUUAAAAAAAGGAUCAUAAAAGAAACCAAAGCUUACUGCAAAUAAAAAAAUAAAUGGUCCAGGUUAAAAAUAAAAAGCGGCAACGGAAGUUAAAGAUGCAAACCAAAAGUCCAAAUGAAGUUGAACUGGAGGAUGUCAGUGUAGUGUUGGCUUCAGUUUAACUUUAUAUCGACUCAGGCGCUACAUGGCCUAACACAUUGAAAAGUUUACGAAGUGAAAUUAAACAAUAACCUUCCACUUACUUCUUUGCUCGUCUUCUCGCCAUCGUCUUCUGUGCCUAGAUCAUAAAACACUGGUGCAUCAUUAUUUUUGGUCCCCGACAGCUCACUUCUGCUGUGGCUUUUUUUAUUUACAUCCUUUUAUUUUCGCAGUAAGUACCUUUUUUUUUCUUUUUUUUUCCAUUGACCUUUUUUUUGCAUCGUUCACUUCUGUUGUUGGCUUUUUUUAUAUAUAUAUCUGCACCAUUUCUUUUUUUAUUUGCAGUGGGCUUCGGUUUUCUCCUUUUUUUUAGUUUUUUUUAGCAUCAUUAACUUCUGUUGACUUCUUUUUUUAUGUAUCCUUUUUUUUAUUUGCAGCAGUGGCAUUUCUCAGCCACCGUAAACACUAGACUGUAAGAAAAUAAUGAUGAUUACAAUAACACUCUUACAUUAACAUACUCUUGUUUUUGUUUUGAAGCUGUCUGAUAAAAUGACUGGAACAUUUAAACCAAAAAACUUCUUAAAACGUUUGCAUCUCAGUGGCUCCAGAAUAAAAUCAUUUUCUUUUUUGUAAAUAUCAAAAAUAAAAAUGUUGAAAUUGUUUGAUUCUAACCUCUCUUCCACUCUGCUAACAAAUCCUCCAGGUGAGCCCUGGUGAGGCGGGUUCAGGGUUCCAUAUCGUCCUGGGAAACGAGGCCUGUGACGUGGACUCCAUGGUGUGUGCUUUGGCCUACGCUUACUUCCUGUCCAAGGUGAGAGUCUGACCAAUCAGAGUCAGGCAGGUGUUUGUUGUGAAAGAGGUGUGAAAGAGGAACAAGAUGGCUACAUCUACAAAAGUUAUUCUAGCGCUUGUCUUGUUCGAAUAUAAGGCAAGCGCUAAAAUAACUUUGAUUUUGUUUUUUUCCGACUUGGUAACUGAAACACUGGGAACUCUGGUGUGACAUCAUUUUCAACUCCGACAUCUGACUUCCGAGGUAACUCGAACGCAGCAUAAAUAUCUCUCUCCCUCUCUGUCUCUCCUUCUCUUCCUCUCUCAGACUGCUAACAGCCCACCGCUCGCUCUCCCUCUGAUGAACGUCCGCCAGUCGGACUUCAUGCUUCGUUCAGAUAACCUCUUCCUCCUCCGUCAGCUCUCUCUCUCCCCUGAUCACCUGAUCUUUAGAGAUCAGAUCAACCUGCGAGCGCUUCAUCAAGCAGGACGCCUGAAACUGACACUGGUGGACCACAACAUCCUGCCCAGGUAGCCCCGCCCACCACACAGAUAGUCAUAAAUACCAUAUAAAAAACCACGCCCAUCUGAAAGGUGUAUGGGAAGGUGUACUCAGCAGAAAAUAACUCCCAUUAUCAACAGCUGACAGGUAGACACAACCACCAAUCAGGGCGCCAAGAAGUUAAAAAUGCCAGUUUACAGGAUGUUACCUUUUAUGGAUAUGCCACCUUAAACUUCUGCCAUGUGCCAUGUCACAUGAUCACCCUGUGUCUCAUUACCUGUGUCAUGAUUUUGUCUGUGACCUGCAGUGCAGACAGCGACCUGGAGGGGGCGGUGGUGGAGGUGAUUGACCAUCACCUGCUGGAGAGAGAGCCCUCCCCCUCCUGCCCUGUUACCGUGGAGAUGGUGGGGUCCUGCGCUACCCUGGUUACAGAACGCAUCAUCCAAAAGGCUCCAGAAAUCCUGGACCAGCAGCUCGCACAGCUUCUCUAUGGUAACACACACACACACACACACACACACACACACACACACUCACACUCACACAGACAUGGUGUUUUAAUAUCCAGGUGUUGUGUUGUCCUUUUGUGUGUGAUUGAAGCUGCAGUGGUACUGGACUGUGUGAACAUGGCGCCCUCUGCAGGUAAAGUGACGCCCAAAGACAGUCAGGUGGCCGCGUCGUUGGAAAGUCGAUUCCCUGCUCUGCCUCCGCGGGGUGCUCUCUUCAACACGCUGCAGAACGCCAAGUUUGACGUCUCAGGUUAGAGUUCAAAUACUGCUCAGUACUGCUCCGUGUACCUGUAGUAUUAAACUCUCAGAGUGAAGUACUGUGUGUUAAAUACUGCAGUAUUGUGUGGUAAAUACUGCAGUACUAUGUGGUAAAUAAAGUGCAGUACUGUGUGGUAAAUACUGCAGUACUGUGUAGUAAAUAUACUGCAGUACUGUGUGUUAAAUAAAGUGCACUAGUGUGUGGUAAAUCCAGCAGUACUGUGUGGUAAGUAUACUGCAGUACUGUGUAGUAAAUAUACUGCAGUUCUGAGUGUAGUGAAUGUGAGGAUUCUCCUUCAGGUCUGAACACAGAGCAGAUGUUGUUGAAGGACAUGAAGGCGGUUUCUGGAGGUUUGAAUCUCGCUGUCUCUGUUCUCUACAUCACACUGGAGGUUAGUUCUUGUACACACCUGAAGUACACACUGUACUACACACUCAGUAACAUUGAGAUAUCUUUCUGAGAUAUGAAAUAAUAUUUAAAAAAAAUAAAUUCACUUUUAUGUUUGUUUGGUGACUUACAAUCAUGUAAACUGACAGCAGGGGGAGACAGAGAGCUGCCCUGAACCAUAGACUGUGGCCGAGUCUCAUUUCAGAGACCGCAUUGGGAUAAGCGCGCUUAGCUGAGCGCACUGCCGUUAUGUGCCGUUAUAUGGACUUAAGUACCCUUCCUGUGUCCCAUUUCACCGUCGAACACUGUCGAACAGUUGCAUUUGAAGCGUGCGUGAGCUCAUCACGUGGCACGAACUGUGUCCCAUUUGGCACAAAAUGCUCAGCGUGCUUUAAAUUCGGUCUCAAAACCACACUACCCCCGCCCCUUUUUCAAGCAUGCAUUUAUGCACGCUUUCGUUCUGUUGGUAUCCCAGAGUUCUUUGCGUGCCGCUGUACAGCUGCGCAUUUCAAGUGAGAGGCUGGACUCGCUUGGAGACACAGCGCGUCUUCAAAGAAAAUAAAAGAAAUCCAAAAACAGCAGACAGUCAGCUCAGGCUGUAUGAGAGCAUGAUCUCUGAACUCACUAAAAUCUGUAAACCAAACAUUAUAGAUUUAGAGACGAACUGAUCCGCUCUGCUACAACAAUCAAAAACAUUAAAAAUAAGAAAGCUGACAAAACUACAGCAGAGGAUCAGGACGUCAUUGAGGUUUUUUUUCUUGUAAGAUUUAGAGAUUAAAGUUGAAAAUUUAGGAGAAUAAAGUCAUAAAGUAAAUAAAGUCAUAAAGCUGCUUUUGUGGAGGAGGAAAUGACUGAAGCUGGUCAUCUGCAGGGUUAUCUGUGGAUGUAUCAGUGGGUCAUUCAGAGAGUUUUUGUGGUUUCUGAAGAAACAAUCCAACUGAUGAUGAUGAACAUUUGAGAUCCAGAGGGAGUCGAGCUCCGACGAGCACCACGUCUCUGACACCGGCGGUAACCUACACCUGCAGAGACACCAACACCUUAUUAUGGCAUAUGGAUUCAUAUCAUAAACUAAAGCUCAAUGUCAUUCACGGAUAUUUACGGCUGCAUAAACGGAUAUAUCCUCAGCAUAUUCAUUUCUGCCUCCACAAAAGCAGCGAUUUCCUUCAAGUACACCUGUUUUUUUUCCCUGUGGAAAAGACGUAUUUCUCAUAUAUUCUUUUUUUAAGUCUUUAUACUUGUGACAAUGUGAUGCUGAUGUGCCAGAGGAUGAAGUAUCUCCUUGUUUGUGAAACCUAUACUGAAGUUCCUUUAAAUGCUUCAUGGCCCUAAUUUUAACAACUCUCCUCUGAAAUAACAGGUAACCUUACGACUUUAUUCUCGAAAAUUCACGACUCUAAAUCUCAAAGUCUUUAAAAAAAAAUUCUCAAUAUGGCCCUCAUACUCCUUCAUACAAAACAAUCAUUCGAUGAAUUUUGUGGGAAUGAUCUGUGCUUGUCUCUGCAAAGUCGCACAAUUAAAAAGUAAAUGCUGCGCUCCGCGGGUUUUCUUUAAGUCAGUCGUGACGCAAGCCUGAGGGCGGGGACAUUUGGGGGACUCAACCAGAAAGUCCUCCGAAGGUCGCCAAAUGUCCCCGCCCUCAGGCCCAUUCCCACAAAAUUCAUCCAAUGAUUGUUUUGUAUAAAGGAGUAUGAGGGCCAUAUUGAUUUUUUUUUUUUAAAGACUUCGAGUCGUGAAUUUACGAGAAUAAAGUCAUUAAUUUAUGAGAAUAAAGUCGUAACCUGUUAUUUCAGAGGAGAGUUGUUAAAAUUAGGGCCAUGAGGCAUUUAAAGGAACUUCAGUAUAGGUUUCACAAACAAGGAGAUACUUCAUCCUUUGGCACAUCAGCAUUACAUUGUCACAAGUAUAAAGACUUAAAAAAGAAUAUAUGAGAAAUACGUCUGGUGUACUUGAAGGCAAUCGCUGCUUUUGUGGAGGCAGAAAUGGAUAUGCUGAGGAUAUAUCCGUUUAUGCAGCCGUAAAUAUCCGUGAAUGACAUUGAGCUUUAGUUUAUGAUAUGAAUCCAUAUGCCAUAAUAAGAUGUUGGUGUCUCUGCAGGUGUAGGUGACCACCGGUGUCAGAGACGUGGUGCUCGUCUGAGCUCGACUCCCUCUGGAUCUCAAAUGUUGAUCAUCAUCAGUUUGAUUAUUUCUUCAGAAACCACAAAAACUCUCUGAAUGACCCGCUGAUACAUCCACAGAUAACCCUGCAGAUGACCAGCUUCAGUCAUUUCCCCCUCCACAAAAGCAGCUUUAUGACUUUAUUUACUUUAUGACUUUAUUCUCCUAAAUUUACAACUUUAAUCCCUAAAUCUUAAAAAAAAAAAAAAAAAAAAAAAACUCAAUUUUGUCCUGAUCCUUUGCUGUAGUUUUGUCAGCUUUCUUAUUUCUAAUGUUUUUAAUCGUUGUAACAGAGCGGAUCAGUUCGUCUCUAAAUCUAUAAUGUUUGGUUUACAGAUUUUAGUGAGUUCAGAGAUCAUGCUCUCAUACAGCCUGAGCUGACUGUCUGCUGUUUUUGGAUUUCUUUUACUUUCUUUAAAGGCGCGCUGCGUCUCCAAGCGAGUCCAACCUCUCACCCGAAAUGCGCAGCGGCACGCAAAGAAUUCUGGGAUACCAACGGCAUGAAAGCGUGCAUAAAUCCACGCUUGGAAAAAUGCUAAGCGUGCUUAGCAUUUUUGGGACACCGUUCGCGCCGCGUGAUGACAUCAUGCACGCUUCAAAUGCGCCGUUCGGCGCCGUUCGACAGUCCGGUCUCUGAAAUGGGACACAGCCUGUAUAUACUAUGGACAACUUGGUUCCGCCUACCGCCUGUAUAUGGAUUGUAAGCCAAAUAGCUCUCGGUAUUUACAAGAUUUUUCUUCACUUCCUGAAACCGACGCUGCGCAGUAGCGAUGCGCGCAUUCGGCCGCGCAGUCGCCGAGAGUCAGUGUGAUGACGCUCGGCAGGCGUGCUGAGUGAUGUGAAUGAGAACUGACUCUGCGUGUGUGUGUGUGUGUGUCAGGACUUCCUGCAGAGGGCGGGGCUGGAGGCGGAGCUCUCAGAUUUCUGUUCAAAGUUUGGCUUCGACCUGCUGCUGCUGAUGACAAUCUCCUUUAACGAGAGCAAGGAGCCAAUCAGAGAGCUUGCUGUGUUCAGCCACAGCAACACCUGCAGGCAACAGGUAAACAUCUGCACCAACUCACCAGUCAGUCAAUUUCUUUUCCCCGAUUAAGCUGUUAUUACAGUGUUAUUUUAAGUUGCUAUGACAACUCAGGUGUCCUCUCUGCUCAGGUAAGCCACUUCCUGGAACAGGCCCGUAACCCUGCCCUAAAGCUCUGUCCAAUCAGCAGCCCCCAUCCUCACAUCACAGCCUAUCAGCAAGGUAAGCCCCUCCCCCAAACCGGUCUCAACAGGUGCGUCUAUUGAUAAUAAUAAUAAUAAUAAUAAUAAUAAUAACAAUAACAAUAAUAAUGAUGAUAACAAAAAAAUAAUAAUUAUAACAAUAAUAAUAGCACUUUUAUUUCUAUAGCACUUUUAAAAACAAGAGCCAACAAAGUGCUUCAACAUGCAGGAAAACAAAGAAGAUAAAAACAACAGAACAACAAGAGAACACGUAGGGGGGAAAUGUCACAUGACUGACAAUAAAGACAUAAAAUAAAAAUUGGUGGAAGACAUAAAAGCUAUGAUGAAUGUCACAUGAGCUGAAGGGUCAAUAACAUGAAGACAUUAAAAUAAAGAGAUUAUAAAAGCCCAUCUUAUAAAGAUGCUAAAAUAGGGGUAAUGUGAUGUCAUCUGGUAAAACCACAGUCCCGCUGAAGACACCUGACAGACGAUGAUGGUCAGGUGUCAUUGGUGGUCAGUUGGUUUUGGCGCUGUGGGCGGGGGCUAAAUCGUGAGCCUCAGGUGUGACCCUCCUGAUGUCAAGACCCUCCUGAACCAGAAAACCUCAUCAGAGCUUCACCUGGACUAAGAAGAAAGAGAACUAGACUUGCUCAGUGUCCAAAGUCCUGUUUCCAGAUGAAAGUUUAGUUCUUGUUAGGAAAGUCUGGAGGAAGAUCCAAAAGAACCAGAAUCCAAGGUGCUUUAAGUCCAGCGUGAAGUUUCUGUGAUGGUUUGGGGCGCCAUGUCAUCUGCUGGUCUAAUGUUAUGAUUAUGUUCAGAUUCCACCAGGAGAUCCCAGAGACCUUUAUCUGCUGAGAAGCUUUAUGGAGAUCCAGGUUUCCUUUCUCCAGCAGGACCUGGGGUCCAUUUCACGUAGCAGGUUUAAUGGAAACUCCGAGUUUGUUAACCCUGAAAUCAGGGAAACUCUGAGUUUUCCGUUUCACAAAGGAGGGUUAGUUAAACCAGGGAGAGAGGGGUAACUCUAACCUGUUUCACAAAGAGAGGUAACUCAACCUCGCGGUCAGUUACCACAGUAACAGACUCCGUGAACCUAACCUGCUCGGGAGCAGGUUUAACUCAGUAAACCCAGAGUUUCAGGUGAGACAUCAACAUUUUCUCAUUUUGAUCAUGUUUUACAUUGUCAAGUAAGUAUUAAGUGGCAGUUUGUUCCCUUAAAAAAUGCUCUUUUCACACUCAAAACUGAAUUUUACUCUCUUAUUAUGUUCCGUUAAAUGAUUAGGAAUAUUAAACUAACACAAAAACGGGUGGUGGUCCAGCAGCCCCACCUUUAACGGAGUACAUAUGUACAUAUACAUACUGAGAGUUAGUUUAAUAUUCCUAAUCAUUUAACGGAACAUCAUAAGAGAGUAAAAUUCAGUUUUGAGUGUGAAAAGAGCAUUUUCUAAGGGAUCAAACUGCCACUUAAUACUUACUUGACAAUGUAAAACAUGAUCAAAAUGAUUCAAGCAGUUUCCCUGCAACAGUCUGUCAUUGUGAUUGCGCGAGACUAGAUUUAAAGUUACGCAUUGACGCGGGCAGCGAUUUCCUCCCAAGCCCUCUCCCUCUCCUUUGCAGCUGCUGCUGUAUUGCACUUUCUUUUAAAAACGUGCUGUAAUUCGCUGUUGGCUUGCUGCUGCCCCCUCCUUCUGCCUGUUUCCAUUGGUUGAUCAUUGAAUCUGCGCUCCACAGAUGCUGGCUGUUUAUGUCUGGCGUGCACGUGCUUAACUCCAGGUCAAACUCCUCGGAGUUGUUAAAACCGUCUCAAAUCAGGUAUUGUGAAACCGGAAACUCAGAGUUUCCUAACUCAGAGUAGAUCAACUCAGAGUUAAGGAUUUAACUCAGAGUUUGUUGAACCACCUACGUGAAACGGACCCCUGGACCCUGUCCACAGUGCCAAAACCUUGUUACCUCAGUAUUUAGGGUCGCAAUGUCAUCGUCUUUCAGGUCCACAAGUCCAGAUCUGGUCCUGACAGGUUUUCUUUUUAUUUAUCUAUUUUUAAACUCUUUUUUUUAUUGAUUUCACUUAUCAAUAUUCCAUCAUCAUUUUACAUACAUUGAACAAAUUUCCAACUGAAUAGAAUAUUUUCAUACUUCUCCACCGUGGAGCAGAGACAUAGUUCGACAAACUAAACUCUUAAGUAAAGUUCCAGUAUAAUAACUGUGAAGUAAAAUCAAACACUUUUCACUCAUGUCCUUUUUUUCACUCCUCUCUCUUUCAUUGUCUCUUUUCUCCUGUUGGAGGGUAAACAUAUUAAACAUAUGAACAAUGAACAAAUUAGUAGCCUGAACCAAAGGGAUCAAUAAUCUAUAAUAAACAAUGUCCUUACUGCACAAAGUCUGCUCUCAUUGAGACACAAAAUCAGCCCAGUUUUUCUUGUGGUUUUUAAAAGUUUCAGUUUUUAGUCGAGAUGAGAAAGUCAGCUUCUCCAUUCUAUAUUUAUCGAUCAUCACCUCGACCCAAUCCUCAAUUUUUGGUUCAUCUGUUUUUAGACAAUUUCGACUGAUGGUCUUUUUAGUCUCCACCAACAUUAUUGUAAAUCUGUAUUUUUCUCCUGACCUUGUUAUCUCCUGGUUAUCUUUUCCCAAAUAUAAAACUUCAAAUCUAAGUGGAAGUUUUAAAUGUUUUCCAUACUCUUCUUUAAUAAGGUAUAAUACCAGAGCAUCCCCAAAAAAGACGAAAAUGAUCUGCCUUAUUCUCCCCACAUAGUCUCCAACAUCGUGUGUCUCCAGAUUUCUGUUGUUUUGGUGUAAUAAAGUAUCUCACAAUAUUUAUCCAACCAUAUUCUCUCCAUGAGACGGAGCAUAUUGUUUUCCACUCUCCUUCAUUUACGUCCUCCUCUGAUAAUUCCCUCUCAGCCUCUUUUUCCCAUUUUUCUUUUAUAGAUGUUUUAUUUUUGACCUUUAAUUUUUUGACUUCUUUAUAUAGUUUUGAGAUCAAUAUGGUCUGAAUCAGAUGCUGAGAUGAAUAAUUUAAUGAUCCCUGAGCUCAUCUGAAUUUAACUUUUUUAUAGUUUGCUCCAAAUAAUGCCGCAUUUGUAAAUAUAUGUGUAAAUCUUGAUUGUUUAAUCCAUAUUGAUUUUUCAGAUCCUGAAAACUUUUGAUUACCUUCUUUUUAAAAAGUUCCCAAAAUAUUUUUGGUCUUACUUCCCAUCAACUGAAUCUACUAUCUGCUGUGUUUGGUACAAAGUCUGAAUCAUAUUCAAUCGAUUUCAAUACUUUACUCUGAUCAAUCAGUUUAUUCUUUGAUUUAAUCUCAAAUCAGAUCUUUAAGGAGACCCCCAGCCAUGGGUUGAACUCCUCUUGAAGAUGUUUCCUCACUUUUAUAUCAUUUAUUAUUGCUCAUGUUUCUCAUUAUUUUAAAGGAAACUCUCUGGCGUCCCGUAAGAAGCUCCUCCCCAUUGUGAAGGACUUCCUGAAGGGGCUGGAUGGAGAGGGUCAGGUGGGAGAUGCCGAAGAAGAGGAGGAGUCUAAGGUCCCACCCACCCCGAUGAACAGUCUGGUGGAGGGCUGCCCCCUGGAUGAAGGCCCGCCGUACAUCAGUGCCCACGACCUCGAGGAAAAGUUCAGCAAGAUGGCACGCACUGACCUCUGACCUGCCAGCUGUCAAUCGUCAGGAUGUUCUGUCUGCUGAUCUGAUGAGGACGAUGAUGAAGGUAGCACACAGAGCAGCAUCAUCAUCAUCAGAUGCUCAGAGGAGCCGCUGGAGGUCAGCCUUUCAAAAUAAAAGUCUGUGUGUUCAUGAGCGCGUUCGGCCUCAGUCACAUGACUUCAACCACCAAAUGAGACAAUCCAAACGCCCCUAGUGUUACAGGCACACAGGGGCGCCACAGCCUGCAGCUAAUGAUUACUAUCAGUAUUGAUUUUAGGUUUUGUAGAUUUAUGAAAGAAUAGUUGAUUUUUUUUUUCCUUUUUUUCUUCCACAAAGUUUCAAAAAAGCAGAAAAUUAAAGUGAGCUCUUAUUUUGAAUGGUUUAGUUUACUGUGAACUCUUACACACUGGUACGCACUUAAGAGAGAAAAUAAUAAAAGCUCACACAAGAGGGUCUGAAAUCUAGUUACUUAUUUCUAGAUUCAGUUUUUAUUUCAGCAUCAAACCCGAAGAUCCGUCAGAUUUUAAAUCAAGUUCAGAGAAAUAAUCUGAUGAGAUUUAAUCUGUUUUAGUUCAAAUAGUUACGUUAUAAAACAUGAAUGAUCUUAAAAACAGUAAAAUCUGCAUGGAGUCUGGUCCUAAUGUGGAGCUCUAUAUAAACUGACAAUAAGAAAACUGAAAACCAAACCCCAUUCAGUUUUCAGACUAAACCCUGUGACGUGUCUCUGAUAGGUCUGACUGCAUGUUCAUGUUUGUAAACAAUCCAGGUGAGAUCCUGUUCAGUCUGUAACCCCGCACCCCACACCUGCUUUUAACCUGUGAUCCACACCCGGAUCUCUGAUCUGAACCACAAAGUCUGACAAAGUGAAACUGAAACUUUGUGAAAUAAAGUUUUUACCUGCUGAAGAUCCGAC
Messenger RNA from Xyrichtys novacula (pearly razorfish), 11299 nucleotides. The record is from the annotation of a GenBank genome assembly. NCBI's taxonomy places the organism in Eukaryota, Metazoa, Chordata, Actinopteri, Labriformes, Labridae.